Molecule: messenger RNA, 1751 nt
Organism: Vespula vulgaris
Lineage: Eukaryota; Metazoa; Arthropoda; Insecta; Hymenoptera; Vespidae
Gene: ND-51
Product: NADH dehydrogenase [ubiquinone] flavoprotein 1, mitochondrial
Exons: 8
Coding region: 185-1591 (468 amino acids)
Biological process (GO): mitochondrial electron transport, NADH to ubiquinone
Molecular function (GO): NADH dehydrogenase (ubiquinone) activity; 4 iron, 4 sulfur cluster binding; FMN binding
Source: RefSeq, a predicted model, not a curated record
AUUACAAAAUCGACCGCUAGGUAGCGUUAAUUAAGUUUCGAACACGAUAGAGAGAGAGAGAGAGAGAGAGAGAGAUGGAGUGAGAUAUCCAAUUGAAACUUGAGAAAUAAAGAUGUCGUAAUGUAUUUGAAUCACGCAGUAUGGCGUUAGACGUCAACUUGACUGGGAUUUGGCAAAUGGCAAGAUGGCGGGUGCCAUAGUACGUUGUUUUAAGAUUCCGAGGAGGCAAAUAGGUCUCUUUGGAUCGACAUUAACUAAUCAGCAUCAGAGAUCCUUUGCUGAUGCCGCUCCCGAGGGAAAAAAAUUCGGUGGUCCUUUGGCCGAUGAAGAUCGUAUCUUCACCAAUUUAUAUGGCAGACAUGAUUGGAGGUUAAAGGGUGCAUUGAAGAGGGGUGAUUGGUAUAAGACGAAAGAAAUAUUAGAUAAAGGAGCAGAUUGGAUCAUCAAUGAGAUUAAGGUUUCAGGAUUAAGAGGCCGAGGGGGAGCUGGUUUCCCCUCCGGCAUGAAAUGGUCUUUUAUGAACAAACCGUCGGAUGGAAGGCCAAAAUACUUAGUAAUUAAUGGAGACGAAGGAGAACCAGGAACUUGCAAAGAUCGUGAAAUUUUGCGACACGAUCCGCACAAAUUGGUAGAAGGUUGCUUAAUCGCCGGUCGUGCUAUGGGUGCUUGUGCAGCAUAUGUUUACAUUCGUGGUGAAUUUUAUAAUGAAGCUUCGAACAUGCAAGUUGCUAUUGCAGAAGCUUAUCAAGCAGGGUUAAUCGGGAAAAACGCUUGCGGUUCCGGCUACGAUUUUGACAUUUUUGUACAACGUGGAGCAGGAGCGUACAUAUGCGGAGAAGAGACAGCUCUUAUCGAAUCUAUCGAAGGAAAGCAAGGUAAACCUAGACUAAAGCCACCUUUCCCGGCAGAUGUCGGUUUAUUUGGAUGUCCAACUACGGUUACCAAUGUCGAGACAGUAGCAGUAGCACCGACAAUAUGCCGGCGAGGUGGCGCUUGGUUCGCAUCUUUUGGAAGGCCGCGUAAUCAUGGUACCAAACUCUUUAAUAUUUCUGGUCACGUGAAUAAUCCAUGCACCGUUGAGGAAGAGAUGUCCAUUCCUUUGAAAGAAUUAAUCGAAAGGCACGCAGGAGGUGUAAUUGGUGGAUGGGAUAAUUUAUUAGGUGUAAUACCCGGAGGAUCUUCAACUCCAGUCAUUCCAAAGAACGUUUGCGAUACUGUACUAUUAGACUUCGACGAUCUUAUUCGUGUGCAAAGUGCAUUUGGAACAGCCGCAGUUAUUGUAAUGAACAAGCAAACUGAUAUUAUCAAAGCUAUAACUCGUUUGAUUAGCUUUUAUAAACACGAAUCUUGCGGUCAAUGCACACCUUGUCGCGAAGGCAUAAGUUGGAUGUAUAAAAUUUUACAGAGGUUCCAGAAAGGAAACGCUGAAGAUAACGAGAUAGAUAUGCUUUGGGAAUUAACCAAGCAAAUCGAAUUGCACACGAUCUGUGCUUUAGCUGACGGUGCUGCGUGGCCUGUUCAAGGACUCAUUCGGCACUUUAGACCUGAAAUCGAAGCUCGCAUGAAACAAAAACAAGCUGCGUGUAAUUAAUGCGAGUGUACAUAUAAUAAGUGAAGAAGAUAGACACGAUAGUACGUACGAAGUUUCUUAUUUAUAGAUAAGAUUCUUCCUGAUCCUCCUUAAUGUCAGACGGAUCAGUCAAUAAAAAAAAAAAAAAAAAAAAAAAAAAAGAAAAAAAAGAAACACAAAA